AUGGAAUUUGAUUACGGUAAACAGCAACAAAGCUGCACAUUUCGAGAGCUGAAGUUGGUUGCCUUAAUUGCUCUAUGUCUCAUUCUAAUCUCUCCUGCUGAGGCAUUUGAUCCACUGGAUCCAACUGGGAAUGUGACAAUAAGAUGGGAUAUCAUGUCCUGGACAUCAGAUGGUUAUUUGGCCACUGUGACAUUGUUUAACUUUCAACUUUACCGGAAUAUUAUGAACCCUGGUUGGACUCUAGGAUGGACAUGGGCAAAAAAGGAAAUUAUAUGGGCCAUGAUGGGAGCUCAAGCUACAGAACAAGGAAACUGUGCCAAGUUCAAGUUGAAGAUUCCUCAUAGCUGCAAGAGGAACCCUGAAGUGGUUGACUUGUUACCUGGAGCUUCUUACAACAUGCAGUUUAACAAUUGCUGUAGAGGGGGUGUUCUAACAUCUUGGGGGCAGGAUCCUAAUGGUGCAGUUUCAGCAUUUCAAAUAGGUGUGGGGCUCUCUGGCACCUCUAAUAAGACAGUGAAACUGCCCAAGAACUUCAAAUUGCUAGGACCAGGACCAGGAUAUUCAUGUGGCCCUGCAAAGAUGGUUCCUUCCACUGUCAUCCCUACAGAUGAUCAUAGGAGAAAAACUCAAGCUUUGAUGUCCUGGAAUGUGACAUGUACUUAUUCACAGUUCCUUGCCUUUAAGAACCCAAGCUGUUGUGUUUCUUUGUCAUCUUUCUACAGUGACCAAGUCACAGCUUGCCCAACUUGUGCUUGUGGUUGUCAGAACAAUGAUACCUGUGUCACGAGCGACUCAAAGAUCCUGCAAGAUUAUGUAAAAAACACUACGAAGACACAUGAUAUCACACCAAAACCAUUGUUACAAUGUACACACCAUUUGUGCCAUGUCCGGGUGCAUUGGCAUGUGAAAGACAACUAUAAGGAUUAUUGGCGUGUGAAGAUUGCAAUCAUCAACUUCAACUAUCGAAUGAAUUACACACAAUGGACACUUGUAGUACAACAUCCCAAUCUCAAUAAUGUCACCCAAGUCUAUAGCUUUGAAUACAUUCCACUUCUUCCCUAUGAAUCCAUAAAUGACACAGGCAUGUUCUAUGGUUUGAAAUAUUACAAUGAUCUAUUGAUGGAAGCUGGGCCUAAAGGGAAUGUCCAAUCUGAGGUGCUUAUGAAGAAGGACAAGAACACAUUUACUCUCAAGCGAGGAUGGGCUUUUCCUAGGAGGGUUUACUUCAAUGGUGAUGAAUGUAUGCUGCCACCCCCUGAUUCAUACCCUUUCUUGCCAAACUCUGCACGUAGAUUACCAACAAGUAUUAUAUUGAUGGCAGCCCAUGUGAUUUUCACAUCAUUUUUUCAUUUGAUUGUGACUCUUUUGUGA
Molecule: messenger RNA, 1371 nt
Organism: Gastrolobium bilobum
Lineage: Eukaryota; Viridiplantae; Streptophyta; Magnoliopsida; Fabales; Fabaceae
Product: COBRA-like protein 4
Exons: 6
Coding region: 1-1371 (456 amino acids)
Biological process (GO): cellulose microfibril organization; plant-type cell wall cellulose biosynthetic process
Cellular component (GO): plasma membrane
Source: RefSeq, a predicted model, not a curated record